Molecule: messenger RNA, 2253 nt
Organism: Spea bombifrons (plains spadefoot toad)
Lineage: Eukaryota; Metazoa; Chordata; Amphibia; Anura; Pelobatidae
Product: netrin-4-like
Exons: 10
Coding region: 340-2253 (637 amino acids)
Biological process (GO): cell migration; substrate adhesion-dependent cell spreading; basement membrane assembly
Cellular component (GO): laminin trimer
Molecular function (GO): protein binding
Source: RefSeq, a predicted model, not a curated record
UAAUUUCCUCUCUGUAUAUAUUGGCUGAUGUACAGGGAGUGAGUGGGGAGGAGUUUAGAGGGGGAUCAAGGCUGCAAGAAUCAUGAGAAACAUGUGAAGAAAGGGGAGGAUAACUUCAGAAACAAAUUGGAUCACAGGAGCAAAAUAAAAAAAAAGAAGAUGAAGCUCAAAGUGUGACUUCUUGUGAAAGUGACUCUUGGCCAAUAAUACUAACAGUGCCAACCAGAAGACUCUCACUCCUUGGGUGACAAGUCUCAAGGGGUAUGCAGCUCUAAGGACUCUUCACAUCAACCUUCAUCAGUCCUGAUAUUCCCCAGGGUUUGAGGAACAUUUCUUGACAUGCAGAACAAGGGACUUGUCUUCAUUGUCCUCCUGGAGUGGAUUAUCCUUGUGCAGACUGAAGAAGAUACUGGUAAGGUGCACAGCCUCAGAUGUGAUGGCCAUUCUUGCAACCCACCUGUUGGGAACCUUGCCACAGGUCGGACACCCACCACCUUCACAACCUGUGGGAAGAAUGUCAGUGAACUGUACUGUUUCUACCCUCAACACCACCCAUACCAGAGGUUACAGUCUUCUUGUGGUCUACCAAGAUGCACCAAGUGCAGUGUCAACCAGCCAGAGAAUUCACACCCACCUUCUCAUAUGACAGAUGAUGUCUUCUCAAGUCCCGCAACCUGGUGGCAGUCUGCCCAAGGCAUACUUAGGGAGGAGAUAAGACUGGAUUUCGAGACAGAAUUCUACUUGACACAUGUUAUUAUGGUCUUCAAGUCUCCCCGUCCGGCUGCUAUGGUCCUGGAGCGGUCAAAUGACCAUGGCAAGACUUGGAGGCCUUAUAAAUAUUUUGCUACCAACUGCACAGCCACAUUUGGUCUUCAAGAUGACCUCUUGGAGGAGGGUUCAUUGUGUACCUCCAGAUAUUCCAGUGCCUGGCCUUGCUCCAGGGGAGAGGUCAUAUUUCGAGCUUUAAGCCCAGCGAAUCGGAUUGAGGAUCCAUACAGCCUUCAGGCUCAGGACCUGCUAAAAAUGACCAACCUGAGGCUGCUGCUUUUAAAGAGACAGGAAUGUCCGUGCCAGGCUGUGCACCAGGAAAAACCACAGAGAUUUGCUCACUAUGCCAUCUACGACCUAAUAGUAAGAGGGAGCUGCUUCUGCAACGGGCACGCCGAGGAGUGCCAGCAGACAGAACGCACCCAAGGAACAGAGAUCAUGGUGCACGGCAAAUGCGUGUGUCAACACAACACAGCGGGAGAUCAUUGCGAAAAGUGCGCUCCCUUAUACAACGACCAGCCCUGGAGACCAGCCGAUGGAAAGGCAGGGGCUCCAAAUGAAUGCCAACGUUGCCGCUGUCACAACCACGCGCACAGCUGCCGCUUUGACCUUGGCCUCUGGCUGUCCUCGGGAAAGAGAAGCGGAGGGAUCUGCGAAAACUGCCAGCACAACACGGAGGGGUACCGCUGCCAGAGGUGUAAAACGGGGUACUACAGAGACCACUCGGAGCCUCUCAGCUCCCCAACCGCCUGCAAAGAAUGCCAGUGUCAUCCAAUCGGAUCAGCCGAUGAAACCUCCUAUCGAAGCUGGAGAUGCCACCCCAAGACAGGAUUCUGCUACUGCAAACCCGGUGUGGCUGGCCCACGCUGCGACCGCUGCAUGAUGGGAUACUGGGGUUUUGGCGAGAAUGGCUGCCGCCCCUGUGAAUGCGCUCGGAACUGCGAUCCCGACACCGGAGAAUGUCGAAACAGCCACGAGUCCGAGCACUUACUAAACAUUCCGAUUGGUGGAAAGAUCCCUGAGGUCAUAGAAAUGCCAGCCAAUGAGAGCGACGAUGACUGGAACUGGAACAGUGAACAAGGCUUCUCAGCUUUGAGACACCCAGAAAAGUGCGUUUGUAAGGAGAAGAUACUUGGCAGUGUUGCAGAUUUCUGUCAGAUGAAAUAUGCAUAUGUGAUAAAGGCAAGGAUCCUCUCUGCGCACGACAAGGGCACCCACGCAGAAGUUGUGGUGAAGGUGAGGAAAGUGCUGAAGUCUGGUAAAGUUAAAAUCAGUCGGAACAACAGGAGCCUGUACCCCGAAUCCUGGACAAAUCGCGGCUGCACCUGCCCCAUCCUAAAUCCGGGUACGGAUUAUUUAAUCGCUGGGCCGGAAGACACUCGAACCAACAAACUGCUGGUUAAUAUGAACAGCUUGGUUAAGCCUUGGAAGGCCGUUUGGGCAAAACACGUCACGGAUAUAAUACGAGUCGGCUGUAGGGUUUGA